This is a messenger RNA of Lodderomyces parapsilosis, 432 nucleotides long. RefSeq lists its product as uncharacterized. Bases 1 to 432 code for a protein of 143 amino acids. Gene Ontology annotation, biological process: protein import into mitochondrial matrix. Lineage: Eukaryota; Fungi; Ascomycota; Pichiomycetes; Serinales; Debaryomycetaceae. Gene Ontology annotation, molecular function: ATPase activator activity. The record is from RefSeq and is a predicted model, not a curated record. The transcript has a single exon. Gene Ontology annotation, cellular component: PAM complex, Tim23 associated import motor.
AUGGUACUCCCAAUUAUUGUAGGAUUGGGGGUCACGGGCUUAGCGCUCACGGCUAAGGCCACCAUUUCCGCGUAUCGCCAGUUCAUAAAAUUGACUCCCAGUAUGGUUGCCACUUUAAACAACAUCAAACUCACCAACGAUUACGCUUCAUCGUCAAUCAACAAAUCAGAUCCAAACUAUAUUCACUAUCAGUAUUUACGAAGAAAGUAUCCCAAUCGAAGUUUUCUUGCGCCAAUGACAGAACAGGAGGCAUUACUAAUACUUGGCAUUGAGGGUGACGAUAUAUUGAAUGUUGAUAAGAAAAUGGUUAGAGAUCGAUAUCGAAAGUUGAUGGUUUUGAAUCACCCUGACAAGCAAGGUAGCAAGUAUAUUAGUCAAAAAAUCAAUGAAGCCAAAGAUGUGCUAGAUAAGAGUUAUAUGGUGAAUAAGUAG